CCACCGCGAGAGAGAGAGUCGAGAUCCGUCGCUGCCGUGCGAACCUUGGGCUCAAUCGAUUGGGUCAGUGGGGUUCGGCAACGCUCGAGAGAACCGGCCGUUGUAUCAACGGGCGAAGUGGUGAUCGGAGCGCGUGGCGAUUUCAUGCCGGAGUCGGAGCUCCGCCGCGGAUUCCGCUGCGCCCCGCGGGCAGACUACUUCGCAGCUGUCGCUGGCCGCGACCACGUCGUCAUCUUCCCUUUCAUGGCGAAGGGCCACAUGCUCCCGCUGCUCCACUUCGCCACGGCACUCUCGGCGCAACACGGCAGGCUCCGCGUGACCCUGGUCACCACCCCGGGCAACGUGGCCUUCGCCCGGAGCCGUCUGCCCGCGUCGGUGGGCCUCGUCGCGCUCCCGUUCCCGUCGUUCCCGCCGCUGCCGGAGGGCGUCGAGUCCACCGACGCCCUCCCGUGCCCGUCGCUGCACCUGACGUUCAUGCAGGCGACGGGGCUCCUGCGCGGGCCGUUCGCCGAGUUCCUGGCGUCGCUCCCGUCCCCGCCGCUCGCGCUCGUCUCCGACUUCUUCCUCGGGUUCACGCGCCGCGUGGCGGCCGACGCCGGCGUCCGCCGCAUCGUGUUCAACGGCAUGUCCUGCUUCGCCUCGGCGAUCUGCAAGGCGCUCGCUGCGAGCCCGCCGACCAGCUUCGAGCCCGGGACCAUGAUCCAGGUGCCCGGCAUGCCGGAGCACGUGGCGGUCAGGGCGGAGGAGGUUCCCGAUGGGGUCACCAAGAGGGCCGACCCCGACAACCCGUUCACGCGCUUCUUCAUGGACGAGAUCGGUGAUUCGGACGUGCGCAGCUGGGGAGUCCUCAGCAACAGCCUCGACGCGCUCGACGCGGCCUACGUGUCGGCCUUGGAGUCAUUCUACGAGACGGGCGCCCGUGCCUGGCUCGUGGGCCCGCUGUUCAUGGCCGCCGGCGACAUGCCGGACGGCGAGAAGAAGGAGCAAGACCCCGAGGGCUGUCUCUCGUGGCUCGACGAGAGGGCGGCGCAUCCGGGGUCGGUGGUGUACAUCUCGUUCGGGACGCAGGCCCACAUCACGGACGUGCAGCUGGACGAGCUGGUGCACGGGCUGGUGCAGUCCGGCCAUCCCUUCCUCUGGGCCGUCCGAUCUGACACGUGGUCGCCGCCGGUGGACGUGGGGCCCAACAACCGGAUCGUCCGUGGAUGGGUUCCGCAGAGAAGUAUUCUGGCCCAUAAGGCAGUUGGUGGGUUCGUGAGCCAUUGCGGGUGGAACUCUGUGAUGGAGAGCCUCGCCGCCGGGAAGCCCAUGCUGGCGUGGCCGAUGAUCGCGGAGCAGCACCUGAACGCAAGGCACGUGGCCAACAUCUUAGGCGCCGGCGUCAGGAUAGCCCUGAAGGUUGGCGCUGACGUCGUCGGGAGCGCGGAGGUGGAGGAGAAGGUUCGGGAGCUGAUGGACGCUGAAAGCAAGGCGGCGAAGCGGAUGCGGGAGAGGGCUGUGUGGGCGCAGCAAGCAGCCAAGUCAGCGGUGAGCCACGGUGGAACCUCGGCCAUGGCUUUGCUCAAGCUUGUGGAAGAGCUACAGGAGACCUAUGAUGAUGGGGUCGUAGGCAAAUGUGCGAAUAGUGUUUAGAAUGAUCUUUCCAGUAAUUCUGUUAAGCUGGUGUUUAGAAUGAUCUUGCCUACUUCUGUUAGGCCUAGCUACGUAUGUGUCAUUAGCGUCUAUGGUGUCUUCUCAAAACACAAAUCAAUCGACUCUUAGCAGGUGUUUUGAUAAUUGAUCAUAAAUAAAAAUCAACAACAUAAAAUCAGGAUUCCUGAAUUGACAUAUAUGUCUGCUCCAAAUGUUACAAUCUUACCAGUGUUGACAAGUUUUUUUUCCUUCUGUGA
Molecule: messenger RNA, 1889 nt
Organism: Zea mays
Lineage: Eukaryota; Viridiplantae; Streptophyta; Magnoliopsida; Poales; Poaceae
Molecular function (GO): UDP-glucosyltransferase activity
Source: RefSeq, marked validated